Colletotrichum destructivum is the source of this 862-nucleotide messenger RNA. Its product is annotated as Putative redoxin. Bases 146 to 703 code for a protein of 185 amino acids. Gene Ontology annotation, biological process: cell redox homeostasis; hydrogen peroxide catabolic process; cellular response to oxidative stress. Gene Ontology annotation, molecular function: thioredoxin peroxidase activity. The record is from RefSeq and is a predicted model, not a curated record. NCBI's taxonomy places the organism in Eukaryota, Fungi, Ascomycota, Sordariomycetes, Glomerellales, Glomerellaceae. The transcript has 4 exons. Gene Ontology annotation, cellular component: peroxisome; cytosol; cytoplasm.
AAAACAUUUCUUCCAACCUCGUCCCUUCAUCCUCACGAACCUCCUCGACAACGUCAAUUGUAGUCACACAUAGUCUCUUCAACACCCUAUUACACCACCAUCACCACCACCACCACUACCUCAGCCUCAUACAACGGACAUCGCAAUGGCUUUCCGUUUCGCAGCAAGAAGAAUGGCCCUCGCGCGCCCCGCCGUCCCGGCCAGAGCCUUCCACUCGACGCCCCGCGCCUUUGUCAAGACGGGAGACGCCGUGCCCGACUUGGACGUGCUCGUAGAGAACUCGCCCGGCAACAAGGUCAACCUCGCCGAGGAGUUCGCCAAGGUCAACAACGGCCUCAUCAUCGGCGUCCCCGCCGCCUUCUCGCCCGCCUGUUCGGCGAGCCACAUCCCCUCGUACAUCAACCACCCCAAGCUCAAGGAGCAGGGCGCCGUGUUCGUCGUCUCAGUCAACGACCCCUUUGUGAUGAAGGCCUGGGGUGACCAAUUGGACCCGGCUGGCCAGACUGGCAUCCGAUUCCUCGGCGACCCCGCCGGCGAGUUUACCAAGUCGCUCGAGGUCGAUUUUGACAGCAAAGCCAUCUUCGGCAACGACCGCAGCAAGCGUUACACCCUCGUCAUCGAGAACGGCAAGGUCAAGGAGGCUCACGUCGAGCCCGACAACAUUGGCACCAAGGUCUCCUUGGCCGACAAGGUUCUUGGUUAAGGGAGGAACCUCGCCUCUCGGCAGUUGACGGAUGAGGACCUAGCAAUAUGUGUUUGGGAUAGAAUCCAUGAUUGGAUGCAUGGCUGCGAUGUAUGAUGAAGAAGGAAUGCCUGUGCACCGAGAAUCGGUUUACAAUCGAUACAGUUGAAAAUCCUAUUU